AUGUCGAAUUUCUUCUUUAAAGUAUUUUCUGUUAAAUCGUUCAGACCCCUAUCAAAGCAAUGGCAAAGAAAAAAGUGCCAAGAAGUCAUCGUUGUAGGUUCUAGAAAAAUAAGUUCACAUGUGUUAUCAACAAACUUCAGUUCAAAUACAAAGAUACUCAGUAAAACUUUCAAACACUUUAAAUCAAUUCAAAUAACUUCUCAAUUAAAGUACUGUGAUGAGAAAAAAAAUAAAAUUAUAACCUUUAGUGAUUUUGAGAAGUGGAGCGUCAAAAAUAAAGAAUCAUUUUUGGAAACAAUUCGAAUUUAUGAAGCUACUUUUCCUAACAGAAAGGGGCAUGUUGAGUUUGUUGAAUCAGCUUUAAAACAAAUGGAAACUUAUGGAGUUCAUAAAGACAUAGAAGCCUAUAAAAGAAUUAUAGAUAUAUUGCCCAAAGGUGUUUUUGUUGUUAAAAAUAAAUGGCAGGCAACUUUUUAUAAUUAUCCUAGACAGCAGUUUGCUGCUAUUGAAAUGCUUUCAAAAAUGGAACACUAUGGUGUCUUGCCUGAUGCUGAACUUGGGUCUAUAUUAAUCAGUAUUUUUGGUAAAUUUUCACAACCUUGUCUGAAAUAUUUUGAACAAUUAUAUUGGUGUAUGAAAUUUAGAAAUAAGUCUCCCUGGUAUUUACCAAAGCAAGUUCCAUCUGAUGCAUUUUUACUCGCACAAAUGGCAAUGGAAAGAAUUACAUCUGUUGACGUCAAAACUGAGAUUUCAGUAUAUCAGACAGAUGAUUUGUUGGAAUCAAUUGAUAAAACUUGGAUAAUAAGUGGACAGAGCCCAGUUCAAAAAAAACUCUUGAACAAGCACCCUUCAAGUACGCCUCUCAGGGUUGAGGGAGGUGACUUUGUUUGGCUUAGAGACCAAUUUGUUAAUUAUUUUGUGUUAAAAGCAGACAGAGAUGAAACAUGCAAUUGGGUGCCACCCAAAGAAAAUGAAGAUUUACUAACUAUGGAAUCUCAAUAUUUUAACCCCAAUUAUUCAAAUCCAGAAGAGCCUACUAAAACAGUUCACCAUCAAAACGAUGGAAUAGUUUUGGCUAUUGCAAUAACUGGUACUUCUAGCAAAGAUAGUUUAUUGUCAUGGAUUCGUUUUCUAGAAAAAAAUGGAAAUUCUGGACUGAAAAAUAUACCAAUAUUAUUUAAAUUAAAAACUCCUGAAAGAGUUCCUGUAACUCAAUGA
Molecule: messenger RNA, 1218 nt
Organism: Pediculus humanus corporis (human body louse)
Lineage: Eukaryota; Metazoa; Arthropoda; Insecta; Psocodea; Pediculidae
Product: ecsit, putative
Exons: 5
Coding region: 1-1218 (405 amino acids)
Cellular component (GO): mitochondrion
Source: RefSeq, a predicted model, not a curated record